AUGCCUCUCAACUUUACACGGCUUCAAGGCUUCCAGGUGACAUCUGUUCUGGGGCCCCAGGUGAAAGUUCAGAAGGAGUCGGAGAGUUUGAGUGUUGCUCCGGGCCGCAAUCCUCUUGCCUUCAUCUUCAGUGCCGGCCAUGUCCACUUGUGUCCCCACCGCUCUGAGCCACGCUGGGCCUUACACAGACUACAGAGAUUGAGUCGCAGCAGCCUCAAGUACGAGUGGGAAGAGAAACCGUCCAGAGCUUUAGUGGCCUCGGCAGCUGCGCUAGUGAGGAAGCUGUGUGCGGCUCAGCCCACCAGCUUUGAGGUAAGUUUUUCCAGUCCCAGGGCAGACUCAGAGCCUGAGCAGCUUCCGCAUAAUCUCCCCUUGUUGCCCAGCUUCACCAGCACACCCAAGCAUUCGCUCUGUGCUAAGGACCUUCUCCUCCAUGUUAUCCCACUGCUGCCAUCUCCAGGGGCCAGCCCAGGUGCCUUCCUUGGCAUCUCAGCUCUGGCACACAACCUCUGUGCCACUCUGGACAGGCACUGCCAACAGCUACCUGGAGUUGGCUCCCUUGUGAAGAUUCUGGACGAGGCUUUAGGUGUGAACUGCAGCUUCCCAGAGCCUGUGAACGCUGGUCAGCCUCAGCUUGUGCUGAAGGCCAUAAGUGCUGGUCUGGCGGCAGCAGGUCUCACCCCGUUGAACACCUGUGCAUCUCUGAGGGGCGUCUCUGUGAUCUGGCUGGUGGCUAUCCAGGCCUUCUGGAGGAUCCCUUGCUCUGCAGAUUUGAGUUUUUGGCUUUCACACCUGUACCAAGCUCCCGAGGAGGACAUAGAGCUCAGUAUCAAUGCCUACCUGACUCUGAUGAGGUGCCCCAGUGAGGUGUUUGCCCAGGUACAGCACACACAGUCAACCAAGCAGUCCACCCAGGUGGGCUCCUUCGUGUGGAGCCACAGCUUGCAGCUACUGGAUGAUGACCCCCUGAAACGUGACCUUCGGGAGUCCCUCCCCAAGGACAUCCUUGUCAACAGUCCAGAUGGAUACCUGGAAAUGUCUUAUUCUGAUGUCACCUUCCACUCAACAUCUGUCAGCCUGGGAGGCAACCUGGAGAGGACCCUCCUCCUCUGUUCCAGCUCUUUCCUCCCUUGUUCUGCAAUGGUAAAUCUCAUUGUUAAUGCUGCUGGCUGGACCUUCAACCUGCUAGAGACUAUCAAGGAGAACUUGAUGGCAGGAGGGAGUGGAGAAGAGGCGAGGAGAGGGAAGCCAGAUGUCUGUGUGGAAGGAGAGGAAACAGACAGUCUGGCUCCCACAAUGUCUGGCAUUCCAGCCAGGCUCACCCUACAUGCCUUGGCUACUGUCAGAAUCCAUGCCCAAGGGGCAGCUGACUUCCAUCCUGGACCCACGUUUAGGGGUGACCGUUGUGAGGAUCGGAGUGGGAAUCAAGAUUCAGCUGAUGAUGUGGUUUCCAGGGCCUCGCAUGAGGCUGGAGAAAGGGAGGGCUACAGACUGUGUACUAACGUGACCUGGCCAGGGCCUGGUCAGCCCUCCCUGCUCUCGGCACCUGUGCGGGGACUGACUCUGAAGAAGCAGGACCUGGGACUUCAGCUGUACCUGCUGCACAUCAGGACCAAGGACUUGGCCACAGGGACACAGGCCGUCACAGGAACCCCAUUGUGCUUUCAGAAAGACAGCUGGCUCCCCAAAGAAGCCGCCGCCCGCCUCUUCAUGGGUACACCCCAGUCAGAAGUGGCCAGGGAUGUUGGGAUGAAUAUCAGCUAUAGUGUGCCCCAGAGGAAGUGCUGGCUCAAGCUGCUGCACCCCAAAAAGAAAAUUCACCUGGAUGGUGAGGACAGCACCCUCCCUUGCCGCCUGACUCCUUGGCAGCUGUCCAGAGUGACAGAGACAGACAAGAAGAUCCAGCAGUUUGAGGCCCAGGUGGAGGCAAAGCUGGAGACAGCAGGCAGACCUAUAGUCCUUGAUGGGAACAUCCCGCGGCAGUUGGGCAGCAGGCUGUCCAUCUCUGCAUCUCUGAGGCGCAUGCUAAAUGAUGAGCUCACCAGACCUGCCAAGGUGACACAGUUGCCCCAGAUGGUGGAGAUUACAGUCUGUGUCAAUGCCCCUGAGGCACAGGAGAAGCAGGGGUGGGUGUUGCUGGAGAAGAAGGAAGAGGCUGGGCUGCAGUCGGCCAUCCUGGGUGUCCAGCUGCAAGUUCCCAGUGUGACAGAGCUCCACAUACAGGGCCUGCUGGAGCAGCAUGGCUCUGUGGGAAGCGACACCCUGAGGAUCAAGUAUGGCCUCCUGGGUACAGUACUCGGUUGGAGGCCAGCCACGGCGACAGGAGACUCCUGCACAGAUCAGCCUGACUCAGGACCAGCACUUCGCAAUUACUUCCUGGAGCUUGUACUGCAAGCCCCAGAGAGGCGGGUGGGCUCUCUCACGAUGCAUCACUUGAGCCUCCGGCAGCCCUGCGUCAAAAGCAGCACGUACCUCAAACUGAAGCUAUUCAAUGGGCAGCUGCCCUUCCUGGUAGGCUUGCACUGGAAGGACACAGCCAGGGCCACCCUCCCAUGGCUCACAGUGUCUGCAGCUCCUCGGCUCUACUGGCCACACUGGGUCACGUUCCAGGCUGUCUCAGAGCUGACGGUGGCCAAGGCCUGGACCCUCAAAGAUCAGCAUGACCUGCAGGAUCCAGAGCCAUGGGUUUCCAUGGUGACAACCUGGAUGCCAGGCCUCUUCCACAGCAGGAGAGAGCUUGAGUCAGCCUGGAGUACAGCUGUGCCCAGUGAGGUACAUGUGGAGAACAGUCAGGACAGGAAGGUCCUGCGCUGCUUGGAGAGCCUCCAAGGGGAACUCAGCCUCACGGCAGCCUACCAGCACACAAAGAAGGCUAAGAACAGGGAGAUCGAGGCUAUGUUAGAAGUCAACCAGAAAGUCAUUCUGCAUCUGAAGGUUUCCACCUGGGCAGCUCUCAGCAUGGAGGGAUCUGGCACACAUGGCUUUAGAUGUCACCUGUUCCUCCCAGCUCAUUCUCGGACCACACACAGCCCAGAGCGGCCCUGUCCACACCCUCACUGCGGCCCAGCGCUGCCCUGUCAAUACCGGCACCGCCAGGCCUUUCAGUGCAGGCUGCCACAGUAUGUCACGAGGAAGGCAGAGUGGAUGUGUCACUGGCUGUGUGUGUCUGGCCAUGAGUUGCUUCUGCUGGGGGUGGACACAAGCAAGCAGCAUAGGAGGAGCCACUGGGGCUGGAACAUGAGGGUCUCCCUCCACCAGGCUGCUCUCAGCACCCCCAGAGUCCUUCAGCUACAACUGUCCCCCAUGGUCACCCCAGCAAGGACCUCCAGCCUCCAGCUGUUCAGCCAUUUGUCUGAUUAUAUCCUUAUCCUCACCUAUAAAACGAUGAGGCGGGGGCUGGUUGCCACUGCCUCAGUCAUGCCGAGCUUCUUCCUCCAGGAUAAGCACGAGGAGACAGAGGACAGCGGAACAGCCUUCAAGGUGGGGGUGCAAGGGACCGGAGCCCAGGAGUCUCCCAACUGCUCAGCACAGAUGGAAUUGUGGACUGACACCUGUCACCACGAUGCCAACCUUGACACCUCAGGCCCCACCAUACCAGCCCCAGGCACUGGGCCCACUCCACCUUCCAUAUAUGGCCACGAAAACAUCCAGGCGACAGUGAGUACCAGCCACAUGGCGCAUGCUGUCCAGAGACUGGGCCUGCCCUUCAGCAGCCAAUUACUAUUCCAAGAACUCUGGACCUUGGAAGACAUGAGUUCAUCCCUGCAAGUCACUUGCAACACCCAAGAUCUCCUGUUCCUCCAUGUCCGUGGCCAGAUCCAGUUCUGGGGAUGCCCAGGAGGAGGGGAACUGCAGCCAGCUGGCAGCUGGACACUGCUGGGCACCAAUGAGACAUGUUGGCUCCCCAAACAAUCACAAGCUGCUGAGAUUACAGAAUGGGAGACUCAGAGAGGCAGAGUGGUAUUUCCAAGGUCACCAAAGGCCUGCAGUGAGCCCCGGAGGGCCACCUCCAAAACUCAGGCUCUGACUUUCCCAAACAUCCUGCUGUUUACAUUUCAGAGGGGCCCGGGGGACCCUCCGGAGCUGGGGGGUCUGCCGCUCCGGCGCCUGCUGCCUGACACUCCCACCCCCACCUCCUGCAGCCUGCUCCGGUACUCUAAGGAUGAGACCCAAAGCACUGCUGUCCUAGGGAUGGAGGAGCACCGUUCCCAUGUCAGCUAUUCAGCUGCAACUGACCUCCCCCCAGGUGUGCAGGUUCCUAAGAAAAGAGGAAUCGUGUUUGAGACCUCACUUCUGCUGGUGUGCGGCUCGGCUCUGAGAGGUGAUGCAACUAGCCACCCCAUUCUCUUCUGGCUCAGCACCCUUCACGCAGAGCUAACCCUGAGGACUGUGUUCCAGAGAGCCCAAGGCACCCAUGUCUGGCACCAGGCCGUGCAGUGGGAUGGCAGGGAACUGGCCCUCAAUGGAAGCCUCUCCAGGCCCAUCUCAGAGUCUGGGGACUCAGAGAUUCAGCAAUCAAGGGACAGAGGCUCACCUGUGACUCUGGAGGUUACCUGGGCUAACAGGUCCUCUACACACAGUGUGGCCUGGGAUGGCUGCCUGACUCUCAAGGGAACCUGGGCCCUGGGCCCGCUGCAGGCCUGUGUGGCCCUGACUCAGAUCUGGGUGUCUCUCCUGGGGCCAACACCAGCCGCAGCAGAAUGUGACAUGAGGCCCAGGAAGCCAGACUCAGAGCCAGGCAUCGGCAGGGAGCUCUGGCAGCUGUGGGAAGUCCUCUCAUUCUCCGGGGAGCACAGUCUGGACCAGGGUGCACUACUGUUGCGUUCUCAAUACCAGCUGGGUCUUCCUCCAGACCCUGACCAGGGCCUGCACUUUAGCCUCACCCCCUACAACCACAGCAGAACUAAUGCACCUGACUUCUCUGUGCAGGUGGAGCUUCAAGGCUCCAGGGCUCAGCAGCUCCUCCUGCUGGGCAGCAUCUCUACCUCAGCUUCCCAAAGCCUGGUCCAGCUGGAGGGCAGCAUGGAUAAGGAUGAGAAACUAAGACUGUUGGUGUCGUGGGCCCUGAGCUGUCUUCAGACUUCUGCCGCCCACAUGGAAGGUAAGUGGAAGGUGACAGGUGUUGUGCUUUCCCGUCCCUUUAAGGGACAAGCCACGCCCACUCCCAUUACCUCUGACCUGCCUGCCGCCAUCUUGCCCUUUUCCUUUUCUGCUUUCUUGGCAUGCGCACGUGUUCUGUCUCUCUCCUUUUAUCUUCUCUCUCUCUCUCUCUCUCUCUCUCUCUCUCUCUCUCUCUCCCUCCCUCCCUCCCUCCCUCUCCCUCUCCCUCUCUCCCUCUCUCCUGUAAUAAAUAUUUUACCUUUAUGCCUAUCUUUUGUGUUUAUGUGUCUGUUACCCGCUGUCACCGCCCACAUGGUGCGUGCCCUCCCACUGGUGGGAAACUGUAGCCGCUUGUCGCAUGGCGGCUCCGCCAGCCCACCCCGGGGACUGACAACCGUCUCUUCGGGGCUAGCAGCUAUGCCGCAAACAUCUUCCCAUGCCUGGGACAGCGUGGCCGUAGCCAGCCCCUCAGCUCACCCGUGCCUGGAGGCCCGGGGUCUCCAGUUCUCCCUCUUUUUCUCUUUUCAUUCCUUUUCUUCCUUCUUUUCGUCGUCCAUGGGGCAUGCUGCUAAGCCUUUUGCCCUUCCCCUCUGCGGCUUUUGUUAUGGCAUGGCGGCUCUCCAACAGAGCAGACUACACGUGGUCGCCAUCUUGGCUGAGGGCCAGAUGGGUCAGGUACAGCUGGUGGGCACCCUGAAUAGAGCAACAGAGUGCCUGGUACAGUUGACCCGGAUGGGGCUAGGCGCUGUUCAGGCAGGUGGCCAGGUGGUGGCCACCUUGUGGGGCCAGGGUCAGGUCAAGCAAAUGCUGAUUGGUCACCUGCCGCUCUUCCUGGAGCAGCUGCGGCAUGAGCUGGACUAGCCUCUGGUCACACUAAAGGAGGCCUACUCGGAGGUGAUGCUGCAGUUGCUGGAUGAGGUGUGGUGAGAGGGGGCUAAAGAAGCCAGGCAGUGGCUACAGGCUUGGCUGCUCAGGCUGCCCUGGAGCUGGCCACCCACCAUACACUGUUUCCUGGGCCCUGAGGCAACUCUGCAAAUCCUUAUGGAGCAUGUACAGCUAUUCAGUCAGGAACCUCUGCUACCAGCGGGAGAUGAGCCCCUGGAUGCGGGAGAAACUCCUGCGGCCACUCCGCAGCUGUCUGAGGCUAACGUGCUGGCUGAGUUCUAUGGCUGCCGGCGGCAUCUACGGAGGAGGAAGGAUAGCACGGCCGGCUCCUGUGGGCUCUAUGCACAGCAUCUGAGCCCAAAGCCUUCUACAGAGGAAGCCCAGCACCAGGCUGGUGUGGAACCUGGUGACUUUGAUUGGCAGGUAUGGGGCCUGGGUCCCUGCUGCAGCAGCUUCCUGCCAGCCAAGGACUUCACUCCCCAAACGUUCUUUCUGAUGCUGAGCCGCACAGGCUUGGGGUUCAUGGCCCUUCAAGUGGAGCUGAACCACACAACCCUCAUUCUGUAUCCCAGGGUGCGUGCUUACAAGCUGUACAACACUGUCAGGCCUCAGGACAGCUGCUGGGACAUAGACCCGCUUCCUACUAUGCUGAGCACUGGGUCCCAGGUUGAGCUGAGCCGUGAAUAUGAUGUGUCUGUCUCUUAUGAUGUGUCAGCAGGCCUCUGCAGCCUGACGCUGGGCCUGAGCACCACGGUGGGUACAUUAGCUGGCCUUCUGGGUACCAACAAUAAAGAAGCAGAUGAUGAGCUAAUGCUGCCGGAUGGCACGGAAGCUGCCGGCCUGGAGGAGCUCGCCCAGGCCUGGAAGACUGUGUGUUCAGGACACCUGUGACCCCAUGGAGCUGCAAUCCGCUUUGUGCCCAGGACUCUGUGCCCUCGGCCUUUCCUCCGCAGUGUGAUGGCUCUGGCAUAUUCUCUGCUCCCACAGCCUCAGGUGCUGACCUUCAGCUCUUCCUUUGGCGGAGUAUAAUACUGUGUCUUCCA
Alexandromys fortis (reed vole) is the source of this 7028-nucleotide messenger RNA. RefSeq lists its product as uncharacterized. NCBI's taxonomy places the organism in Eukaryota, Metazoa, Chordata, Mammalia, Rodentia, Cricetidae. The record is from RefSeq and is a predicted model, not a curated record.